Messenger RNA from Aspergillus heteromorphus CBS 117.55, 957 nucleotides. Its product is annotated as arabinan endo-1,5-alpha-L-arabinosidase. The record is from RefSeq and is a predicted model, not a curated record. The coding region runs from base 1 to 957 and encodes 318 amino acids. NCBI's taxonomy places the organism in Eukaryota, Fungi, Ascomycota, Eurotiomycetes, Eurotiales, Aspergillaceae. The transcript has 4 exons. Gene Ontology annotation, biological process: carbohydrate metabolic process. Gene Ontology annotation, molecular function: arabinan endo-1,5-alpha-L-arabinosidase activity.
AUGCUCUCCUACAUCCUGCUACUCUGUGUAGCGUUGGUAAACGCCUACUCAGACCCGGGUACCUGCUCGGGAUCAUGCUGGGCCCAUGACCCCAACGUGAUCCAACGCAAGUCGGACGGCAGCUUUUUCCGUUUCUCGACGGGAGGAGGCAUCCACAUCUCGUCCGCCAGUACGAUCGAGGGUCCCUGGACCGACCUGGGGUAUGCCUUGCCCGGUGGCUCGAUUGUUACCGUGGGGGAUGCCUCCAAUCUCUGGGCCCCGGAUGUGCACUACGUCGACGGCACCUACUACAUGUACUAUGCCAGCUCCGCGCUCGGCAGCCGCAACUCGACCAUUGGAGUGGCCAGCUCCACCACCCUGGAGGUCGGGUCGUGGACCGACCACGGCGAGAUCGGCGUCACAUCCAGCACCUCCGACGACUACAACGCCAUUGACCCCAACUGGAUCACCAUCGGCGAUGCCUCCUACCUGCAGUUCGGCUCCUACUGGCAGGGGAUCUUCCAGGUCGAGAUGACCGACUCCCUGACCAGCAGCGGCGAUAGCUACACCAACCUGGCCUACAAUGCCUCGGGCAACCACGACAUCGAGGCCGCCUUCAUGUUCGAGUAUGAGGACUACUACUACCUCACUUAUUCCUCCGGAACCGCCCAAGGAUACACCACCUCCCUUCCUGCUCAGGGUGACGAGUACCGUAUUGUGGUCUGCAGAUCCACGACCGGAACGGGCGACUUUGUCGACCAAGACGGCACCGCGUGCACCAACAGCGGCGGAACCACCGUUCUAGCCAGCCACGACUACGUCUACGGACCCGGCGGACAGGGCAUCCUGGACCACCCCGUCUACGGCCUGAUCGUCUACUACCACUACGCCGACAAGGACAUCGGUCUGGCCGUCGACCAGUACCAAUUCGGCUGGAACAAUCUGACUUGGACUGAUGGCUGGCCUGUCGUGGCGUAG